Molecule: messenger RNA, 1371 nt
Organism: Meyerozyma guilliermondii ATCC 6260
Lineage: Eukaryota; Fungi; Ascomycota; Pichiomycetes; Serinales; Debaryomycetaceae
Product: AGC family serine/threonine-protein kinase
Exons: 1
Coding region: 1-1371 (456 amino acids)
Biological process (GO): protein phosphorylation
Molecular function (GO): protein serine/threonine kinase activity; ATP binding
Source: RefSeq, a predicted model, not a curated record
AUGACGAAUCUCUUUUCUUUUGACGAAGAGGCACUUUCAGCGGAUUUCCGCUUAGGGUGUGCCAUAGCCGACGACAACGAUGACCUCAAUCCCAAAGAACUCACAGAAUCCAUGCUUGGUCGUAGUCCACAGAGACGUCGACAAAGUAACCUUCAUCCUCUGGGAGCCCAUUCUUUCCGUCGAAGGAGCAGCAUUUACGGGAGAAUGUCCAUUUCUUCGUCCGUUAAGAGUUCAGAAAUCAAAAUCCCGGCGGACUACAAGAACGAGGAAGAAGGAAAUGCUAGCGUACGACUUGAAGAUUUCGAGCCAUUGACGGUUCUUGGUCAGGGAGCUUACGGAAAAGUCUAUCUAGUGAAACACAAGGUUACCAACAAGCUAUUUGCCCAGAAACAGGUUCGGAAACCUGCCAUCAAUAUGAGUGACGGGAAUGAAAUAAGAAAGCAUAUUGAUAGAACACUUUCGGAACGGCAGAUAUUGACUAAUAUCACCCAUCAUCCCAAUAUUGUCAAAUUGUUCUAUGCCCUACAUGAUCAGGAGAAGUUCUACUUGAUAUUGGAAUACAUCCCUGGAGGAGAAUUGUUUCAUCAUUUGAGUUCAAAUGGAAAAAACGUUUUCAAGGAAGACGACGUAGCGUUCUACGCAGCACAAAUGGCUCUUGGUAUGCGGCACUUACACCAACUAGGCAUUGUGUAUCGAGACCUAAAGCCGGAAAAUUGUCUUCUCAACACCAAUGGACACUUGGUACUCACUGAUUUUGGGCUUUCCAAAGACAUCGACCCCAACGACAAAUGUACUUCUAUCAUUGGUACUCCCGAAUAUAUGGCACCAGAAGUCCUCAAGGGUGAAAGCUACGACUAUGCCGUGGACUGGUGGUCGCUUGGAUGUGUAAUAUAUGACAUGAUGUCAGGAAAACCACCGUUUACUGGUAACUCUCACAAGAAUAUCCAAGACAAAAUUGUCAAAAACAAACUCAAUAUUCCCUUCUACUUCUCAAUGGAUGCCAGGGAUUUAGUCAACAAGCUCUUGAACAAGAAUCCCACUAAGCGGUUUGCCGUGGAUGAAAAAUGGACCCAAUUCCAACAGCAUCGGUUUUUCAGAAAAAUCGACUGGAAAGCCCUCGAACUGCAAACAGCAAAUCCACCUAUCCAGCCUGUGAUCACAGAUCCCAUACUAGCCGAGAACUUUCUGUCCGAAUUCACAUCCAUGAAGAUCAGUGGAAUGGGAAAAUCUUCUUUAGUUGCAGCCACCAGUAUAGACAUAGCCGCACCACACCCCACCGAUUCUACCGCUACAUUUGCUGGUUUCAGCUAUGCCGCGAGCACCAGCUUUGUGGAGCGCUGGGGAAUGACUCUGCCGGAUUUGGAGCCAUAG